UUAUUCUUUUCAUCCAGAUUGAUAAGUUUAAUUGUUUUAUGAUUAUGACCCUACACUGCCCAUUAUGACAUCACUAGUGCAAUAUGUGGUGGUACGAGGUGACUUGUAUCAUAAAAUGAAAUGGCCCAUUGGUGCCAUGAUUGCGCAAGCGUGCCACGCGUGCACCUCUAUUAUAUGUUUAUACAAAGACGAUCCCAAUGUAUUGGAAUACACAGCAGAUCUGGAUAACAUGAGAAAAGUAGUGUUGGAGGCAAAAGAUGAGGAGAAUCUUUGCUCCCUUGCGGAAGCUCUCCAACAGAAUGAUGUUGAUUCUAAACUAUGGAUUGAACAACCAGAGAACAUUGCUACAUGUCUAGUGACUAAACCUUAUAAGAAAGAAGAUGUGCAAAGAUUUUUUAAAAAUUUAAAACUUUUUAAAUAAAUUUUGCGAACUUUUGUGAUACUGCUAUCAUAGGUGCUCUCUGGCUGUUAUUUAGUUCAUAAAGUUCUUUACUUCUUUCUCUCUGGCGCCAAAAAUUUAUAAAAUUCAGAGGUAGGCAGGGGUAGUUUCACAUACCCUACCACCCCAGGUUUGGCGCCUAUAUUUUCUAUUGCUUUAUACACAAAACUGUUCCAAAAAGAAAACAUGAAUCUGUGUCUGCUGCUUUAUAUUCAAAGUUGAAACAAUUUUGAAGUUGCUAAACAUAUCGUUGUAUAAUGGUAAGGUAAUUUGGGAUUCUUUAUGUGCAUAGCAGCUUGACACCAUGUUGUUACUUCAUAAAUUAUCAAACACGCAA
This is a messenger RNA of Ciona intestinalis (vase tunicate), 776 nucleotides long. RefSeq names its product putative peptidyl-tRNA hydrolase PTRHD1. The record is from RefSeq and is a predicted model, not a curated record. Lineage: Eukaryota; Metazoa; Chordata; Ascidiacea; Phlebobranchia; Cionidae. Gene Ontology annotation, molecular function: peptidyl-tRNA hydrolase activity.